AUGGGAGUUAAUAGUACUCUCAAAAUCACGGGGGAGUUAAAAUUUAUCUGCAGCACCGGUGACUACAAAACAGUAACUUCAACUUUUUGUAUUCGCCGAAGAUGCUAUAAUGUAGCUACUAACAGUUCCGAUCUCACUCUCAUAAGCUAUCAUAACCAUAGACUCUGGGCAUGGAACGCUGAAAGUUGGAAUGGUUAUUCUCCUCUAAGCAUACCAAGGCUAAUCUUUCUACAAGAGAAUUCUUAUGGAUCAACCUUAGAAUCUCGUAUUCAGUCUGUAGUAAAAGGAACGGAUCUUCAAAAUCGAUUAAGAGAUUUCAUAGAUAAGUAG
Molecule: messenger RNA, 330 nt
Organism: Heterobilharzia americana
Lineage: Eukaryota; Metazoa; Platyhelminthes; Trematoda; Strigeidida; Schistosomatidae
Source: the annotation of a GenBank genome assembly